Messenger RNA from Naumovozyma dairenensis CBS 421, 1266 nucleotides. It is a transcript of the gene RIO2, whose product is annotated as protein kinase RIO2. NCBI's taxonomy places the organism in Eukaryota, Fungi, Ascomycota, Saccharomycetes, Saccharomycetales, Saccharomycetaceae. Gene Ontology annotation, cellular component: nucleus; cytosol; preribosome, small subunit precursor. The coding region runs from base 1 to 1266 and encodes 421 amino acids. The record is from RefSeq and is a predicted model, not a curated record. Gene Ontology annotation, molecular function: protein serine/threonine kinase activity; ATP binding. Gene Ontology annotation, biological process: maturation of SSU-rRNA; protein phosphorylation. The transcript has a single exon.
AUGAAGUUGGAUACUAGUCAUAUGAGAUUCUUAACAGCUGAUGAUUUCAGAGUUCUUCAAGGUGUUGAGCAAGGUUCUAAAAAUCAUGAAGUCGUUCCAACUACUUUGAUCCAUCAAUUAUCUGGCAUGAGGGCCAUGUCCGGUACUAAUAGAGCAAUUAGUGAUUUAGCAAAACUGAAAUUAAUAUCCAGAUUAAGGAAUGCCAAAUAUGAUGGAUAUAGACUAACAUAUAACGGUAUCGAUUAUUUGGCUUUAAAGACAAUGUUGAAUAGAGAUACCGUGUACUCUAUUGGUGGAUCGAUUGGUGUGGGUAAAGAAUCUGAUAUUUAUCAAGUUAGUGACAAGAAUGGUGUAUCAAAAGUCAUGAAGAUCCAUAGAUUAGGUAGAACAUCAUUCCAUACUGUUAGGAAUAAUAGAGAUUAUUUAAAGAAAAACGUUAAGAAUGGUGUUAAUUGGAUGUACUUAUCACAAUUGGCAGCAAAUAAGGAAUACCAAUUUAUGUCAAUGUUAUAUACAAAGGGCUUUGAAGUUCCUGAACCAUUCGAUAACUCCCGUCACAUUAUUAUUAUGGGAUUGAUUGAAGGGUACCCUAUGAGAAGGUUAAGGAAGCAUAACAAUAUUCCAAAACUAUAUAACGAUUUGAUGAAAUUUAUUGUCCGUUUAGCAAACAGUGGACUAAUCCAUUGUGAUUUCAAUGAAUUUAACAUUAUGAUUAAAGAUGAAGUAGAGGAUGAAAAUGAUUGUGGGUUUGUAGUUAUUGAUUUCCCUCAAUGUAUUUCAAUUCAACAUCCAGAUGCAGAAUUUUAUUUCCAAAGAGAUGUUGAUUGUAUUCGUCGCUUCUUUAAGAAGAAAUUAAAAUAUGAGCCAAAAUCAGACUCCACAAUGUUAGAUACUGAUGGAUUUGGGGAUGGUUAUAAAUAUGCAUAUCCGGAAUUUGCAAGAGAUAUUGAAAGAUGUGAUAAUUUAGAUGAAUUAGUGCAAGCAUCUGGUUUCAGUAAAAAACAUCCAAGCGAUAGGUCGUUAGAAGAAGCCGUCGAAAGUAUGAGAAAUGCAGUAUAUAACUCAGAUGAAGAAGAGGAAGAAGAAGAGGAAGAAGAAACUGACGAGGACGAGCACUACUAUACGGAGACUGAUUCAGAAAAAGCAGAAGGCGAUGAUAAUAUAAACGAUGAUGAUGAAGAAAACGAAAGAAUCAUCGAAGCAUUGUCAACUGGCGUAGGAAACUUAAAAAUGGAUAAGUUAGGUAACUAUAUCCUUGAAGAUUGA